Messenger RNA from Rotaria socialis, 336 nucleotides. Lineage: Eukaryota; Metazoa; Rotifera; Eurotatoria; Philodinida; Philodinidae. The record is from the annotation of a GenBank genome assembly.
AUGUUCGCCGACAACUGGACUUUUCAACAACAUGAAGGAAGGCCGCAUAUUCACCGAAAAACUCAAGAUUGGUGUCGAACUCAUUUAUCAUGUUUCAUUGACAAAGACCAUUGGCCUCCAAAUAGUCCUGAUCUAAAUCCCCUGGAUUAUUGUAUUUGGGAUGAAUUUGCCGGUGCUAUCAACUGGGAUCUGGUGACAUCCAAGACGGCUCUUAUCCAUGAGCUGAAACGUAGUGUGAAGAAAAUCCGUCCUGAAGUUGUUUUUGAAAGUUGUGCAUCUUGGACGAAUCGAUUGUAUCGAUUGAAACCAGCUAAUGGCAACUGUUUAAAUAAAUAA